Colletotrichum truncatum is the source of this 1545-nucleotide messenger RNA. Its product is annotated as nif domain protein. The record is from RefSeq and is a predicted model, not a curated record. Lineage: Eukaryota; Fungi; Ascomycota; Sordariomycetes; Glomerellales; Glomerellaceae. Gene Ontology annotation, molecular function: phosphoprotein phosphatase activity.
AUGCCUCAUGGAUUAUAUAUCCUGUCAAAGAUGAACUCUCUAAACAUCAUUACCUCGCGCGUCUCUCCGCCCCCAAGUCCGGUAGCUUCGCGGUCCAACUCAUUGGGGUCGCUUGGCCUAGCGGUUCAGUCUGACGACAACCAGCAAGACGGCGAGAGCGUAGAGAAGCACGGAGAAACACACGAAGAGGAAACCUUUCCGCUCGAGAAAUCUGCUUACGAGCAGCACAAUGAUGGCCAUGGUAUGGAUCUCGCCAGCGAAUCCACGCCGUUAAUAGGCGAUUCAAGAGAUUCUGGAUCGAGGUCGACUUCAUGGCACACCCUACCGCGGCGCAUGGCUGUUGGAUUUAUCAAUUCGAUUCGUUGGGUUCUGGCUACACUUGCCGCCCCUGGAGUUUACCUUAUAGCCUGCCUCUAUGACGAUACGGGCGCAUUUUCACCAUUUAUUCAAUUGAAGAAGCUGUUCGGUUUUCACGGCGUGAACAGUAAGAAACUUGCAACGGACUUUGCUGAAUCAAGCCAUAUGAACGAGAAAUCGGGGAGGCAAGGGAGCGCUGGUUACGGAGGCGUUACCUACUCGAGGCCAAUCGGAUCAUCAGGGUCAUCAUCUUCAGGAUUAUCUUCAGAAUCGGAGUCGGAUGCUGAUCGCCAGCGCCGAGGUUCCCCUAGUCGACACUCUCGAUCUAAGUCUUCCGCAGAGGAAAUCGCGCCAGCCCGAAGGUCUAUUCGUAUCAAGCUACACAGUGACGAUGCUCUUCCCCAGCGCAAGCAUAGGAAGACGCAAUCGGCUGCGGCACGCCCCAAGAGUGAAUCAGGUGGCUCCGACAUCUCCGCACAGCUCAAAUCGCCAACAUCUCCAGCUGGUGCAUUGACCAGAUAUCCCAAGACACCAGCUCCUCCUCGACCUUUGAUCCCCCGCCGACAACCUUCAUACUUGAACAUCGAACCUACCGAUCCCAAAUACCAAAAGACGCUCAUCUUGGACCUCGACGAAACUCUGAUCCAUAGCAUGUCUAAGGGAGGUCGGAUGAGCACCGGACACAUGGUUGAAGUCCGGCUCAACCAGACAUACGUGGGCGCUGGAGGCCAGACAUCUAUCGGACCGCAACAUCCAAUUCUAUACUGGGUUAACAAACGCCCGCAUUGUGACGACUUCCUGCGACGGGUUUGCAAAUGGUACAAUCUCGUCGUUUUCACAGCCUCCGUACAGGAAUACGCUGAUCCAGUCAUUGAUUGGCUAGAGGCUGAGCGAAAGUUCUUCUCGGCACGAUACUAUAGGCAACAUUGCACAUUCCGACAAGGCGCGUUCAUCAAGGAUCUUAGCUCAGUCGAACCAGAUCUUAGUAAAGUUAUGAUCUUGGACAAUAGUCCAUUGAGUUACAUGUUUCAUCAAGACAACGCAAUUCCUAUCCAAGGAUGGAUCAACGACCCAACGGACAACGACCUACUCCACCUAGUACCACUUCUUGAAGGUUUGCAGUACGUGUCAGAUGUGAGAGCGUUGCUUGCGUUGCGUGGAGGUGAGGAUGGUCAGCAUAUGGCGUAA